This is a messenger RNA of Lotus japonicus, 1368 nucleotides long. Its product is annotated as putative F-box/LRR-repeat protein At1g56400. Lineage: Eukaryota; Viridiplantae; Streptophyta; Magnoliopsida; Fabales; Fabaceae. Gene Ontology annotation, molecular function: protein binding. The transcript has 4 exons. The record is from RefSeq and is a predicted model, not a curated record. Bases 1 to 1368 code for a protein of 455 amino acids.
AUGGCACCUAGCAAAGAUAAGAUUAGCUCAUUACCUAAUUCUUUACUUUCUACCAUUGUUUCCUUGAUACCGUUCAAGGAAGCGGUAAGAACCUCAGUCCUCUCUAAAUGUUGGAUAGACAUUUUUAAGUCUACCUCCAGCAUAGAAUUUGAUGAAUUGUCUUUUGUGAAAGAAUGUCAAACUUAUCGAACCAAACAGGCUCAAAGAAAGGUGUUUCUAGAGUUCGUGAUGCUUUGGAUUGCUAAUCAUACAGAAACUUUCGUGGGUAACUUCUCUUUGAGAUUAUCAAUGCCUGGAAAAGCAAAGAAGAUUGUAAGAAAAUGCAUUUCCUUCGCCACAAAACACGGAGUAAAGGAAUUGGAGCUAAACUUUUGUGAUCCUAAGUUGGAUUGUUAUUUUACUACUAACUAUAUUAAUCAUGAGGCCUUGUUUGAAUUGCCAGCACAUGUUUAUGGCCACACUGGCCUUGAAACUUUGAAGUUGUUUUCAUGCAGCUUUGUUGAGGCUCAAUUGCUUCACUUUCAUGCACUCAAAGAAAUUUCUUUGGGUUGGAUGGAAGUGAAACUCACUACUAUCAAGACCUUGUUGUCAAAUUGCGAGGCGCUUGACAGUUUAAGUCUCAAGAGGUGUUGGAAUUCAGAUGAAUUUGAUUUAGGGGAGGAGAACCUACGGUUGAGAAAGUUGGUCGUGGAUAGAUGCAUGUUUAGAUCUAAUAGUAUUUAUUUCAUAGUCAAUGCUCCAAACUUACGAUAUUUCUAUUAUUCCGGGUUGAAUAAUAACUUUUUGGUCAUGGACAUACGUUCCAAUGUGAUGGAAGAGGAAGUUCUUGAAUUCUGCGUAGAGUAUAUAGGACAUGCUCUUUUUCUCUACAAACUGGUAGAAGAUAUCUCCGGUGUUAGAGCUUUGGUUGUGUCUAAUUACUUCCUUCAGGUUGUUCCCACGGGAGGUUGCCUCCUCCGAAUGCCACGUAGCCUGAAUGUGAGAAGUUUGAUAAUGAAGACAUCUUUGGAUCAAUAUGAGCUUUUAGGAAUCACAUUUUUACUUAACAGAUGCGAUGAAUUAGAGCAUCUCACUAUCGAAUUGAGUCACCCAGGAAAUUAUUUGGUUUAUGAGUUACCAGCCAACUUUAAUCCUGAGAGUUUUUGGACUGAUCAUGCAAAAGUUUAUACAUGCAUGGUAUAUACUCUUAGAGAGGUGGAGAUCAAAGAAUUUAAGGGAUCCAUGAAUGAGAUUCGCAUGCUUACGUAUUUCAUUACUAUUGGGAGAAUCUUGAGAAAAAUGACUAUAUACUUAUCGAAGGAUGAUGUUGUAGAUCGAAAUGGAAGAUAUGGCAAGAACAAAGAAUUUGAAUGUGCCACCGGCCAAUGA